Molecule: messenger RNA, 678 nt
Organism: Aspergillus mulundensis
Lineage: Eukaryota; Fungi; Ascomycota; Eurotiomycetes; Eurotiales; Aspergillaceae
Product: dual specificity protein phosphatase family protein
Exons: 2
Coding region: 1-678 (225 amino acids)
Biological process (GO): protein dephosphorylation
Molecular function (GO): protein tyrosine/serine/threonine phosphatase activity
Source: RefSeq, a predicted model, not a curated record
AUGCGAUGGGAAGAUCUCGCCUACAAUUCACAGCCAACAGAUGAACGAGAUCUCACCUACCAGCCACAAGCACCAGACGAAUCGGAUAAUAUCACAAGGAAACAAGUCGAGCUGGAUGAUGAUCCGACGGAAGACAUGCUUGGUUGUUUGAAUUCGAUGAUCAACUGGAUACGGAGUGCGUUGGGCAGAACGCAUCCACGGAGAAAAGCGAACUUACCUAUGACUGCAUCUGAAGCUGAAUCUGAAGCUGGAUCUGGAACUGGAGCUGGGGUUAGUACUGGGGUUAGUAUGGGAAACGAGGACUGGCACAAGGGAGGCCGGGUCCUGGUGCACUGUGAGAAAGGAAUCUCGAGGUCUGGCGCUGUUGUUGUUGCCUUUAUAAUGCAAGCCCUACUCGUUCCCUACCAAAGGGCCCUGAGCCUGGCUCAAGCCUCGCGUCCUCAGAUCUUCCCCAACAUCGGCUUCGAAUGGCAACUCCGACUAUGGGAGGGCUGCGCCUAUGACGUGUUUAUUCGGACCACAGUCGAUGGCCAAGUUAUCAUAACUCGCAAGCCUAGCUACGAGCAGUUGGUGGACACACUCGAGAGGAUCCACGACCGACAAGACGCAGUGGACAUUCUGAGGGCAAAGGAAGACUACUUGCGGAAUCUGGCGCAGAUGCUGAGCGUCUUGAGAUGA